AAAGUUUGGGAGAGCAGUGAUUUAGUCUCACACUGAACCGAGUCCUGAUGUCCGGAGCCGAGAGGAAGAGAGACUCCGGGCUUUUUACCACUUUCAGCCUGAAUAUUUACUAUUUUAACGCUUUAAUACAGUUUAAUUCGCUGUUUUUAUACUUUUAAAACUUUUUUAAACUGGAUUUUAACGCAGUAACUGCUGGAUAGAGAGAUAUGCGCGUGCCCGCGUCGCUCGGCGCGUCCUCGCGAGUCCGCAGCAGCAGCAGCAGCGAGUCCGAGUCUGCGGUUCUGAGUUCGGUUCUGUUUCAGUGUUUUUCUGGCUUUAUCUCAGCAGAACUCGGGUAAACCCGGGCGGACCGGAUCCGGAGGACCUUUAUCUCGGUGUUUCCGCGCGUUUCUGGAGUUUACGGGCUGAAUUUCCCCGAGUUUUUACACUUUUAGUAAACUUUUCCAGGCCUGCUCCCCCUCCCCUCCACUCCUCCACUCCCGCUGCUGGAGCUUUUUACAGCUGGUCCUAAUCUUCUGGCAGUUAUGGAUCCGGGCCAGCACAACCCUCCCGCCGGGCACCAGAUCGUGCACGUCCGCGGGGACUCGGAGACCGACCUGGAGGCGCUGUUUAACGCCGUGAUGAACCCGAAGAACGCCGCCGUGCCCCCGUCCGUCCCCAUGCGCAUGAGGAAACUCCCAGACUCCUUCUUCAAACCUCCAGAGCCCAAAUCCCACUCCAGACAGGCCAGCACGGACGCGGGCACAGCGGGCACCCUCACUCCACAGCACGUCAGAGCGCACUCCUCGCCAGCCUCCCUGCAGCUGGGCGCCGUUUCACCCGGCACACUGACCGGCCUGCCGCAGCCGGGCACCUCCCCUCAGCACCUCCGCCAGCCGUCGUACGAGAUUCCCGACGACGUGCCCCUACCCCCCGGCUGGGAGAUGGCCAAGACCGCCUCCGGCCAGAGAUACUUCCUAAACCACAUUGACCAGUCCACCACCUGGCAGGACCCCAGGAAGGCCAUGCUGCAGAUGAACCAGCCUCCCCCGGGCAGCCCUGUGCCUGUUCAACAGCAAAACCUGCUAAACCCAGCCUCAGGUCCUCUUCCUGAUGGUUGGGAACAGGCCAUUACCUCAGAGGGAGAGAUCUACUACAUCAACCACAAGAACAAAACCACGUCCUGGCUGGACCCGAGGCUGGACCCACGCUUCGCUCUGAACCAGCAGCGUAUUUCCCAGAGUGCACCAGUGAAGCCCGGCCCCCCGCUGCCCUCCAGCCCCCCGAACGCAGGGGUGAUCGGGGGCAGCAGCCAGAUGAGGCUCCAGCAGCUGCAGAUGGAGAAAGAGAGGCUGAGGCUCAAACACCAGGAGCUGCUCCGGAGACCCCAGGAACUGGCCUUGAGGAACCAGCUGCCCACGAGCAUGGAGCAGGACGGAGGCACCCAGAACCCGGUCUCGUCUCCAGGCAUGGGGCAGGACGCCCGUAGCAUGACCACCAACAGCUCCGACCCCUUCCUCAACAGUGGGACGUAUCACUCCAGAGACGAGAGCACAGACAGCGGGCUGAGUAUGAGCAGCUACAGCGUCCCCCGCACUCCAGACGACUUCCUCAACAGCGUGGACGAGAUGGAGACGAGCGACUCCCUCGUUCCCGCCUCGAUGGCGACGCAGCCCAGAGGCUUCCCCGACUACCUGGACGCCAUCCCGGGCACCGACGUGGACCUGGGCACCCUGGAGGGCGAGAGCAUGGCGGUGGAGGGCGAGGAGCUGAUGCCCAGCCUGCAGGAAGCCCUGAGCUCCGACAUCCUCAACGACAUGGAGUCCGUGCUGGCAGCUACCAAGAUCGACAAGGAGAGCUUCCUGACCUGGCUAUAGAUCCACCGAUCAAUCGAUUAAUCCAUCUAUUGAUAAAUCGAUCCAUUGAUCCGUCGCUCGCUCAUCCAGCACCACGACACCACCGAUACCGAACGCCGCAUUUACAGCGAACUGACUGCUCCAGUCCUGUCUGUGGAGGAUUAUCGAUUGAUUGGUUCGAGGGUUGUUUUUUUUUUUUUUUUUUUUUAUCAUCUUUUUCUUAUUUUUAUUGCUUUUGGGCUUUUUUUUUUUUUUUUUUUUUUUGCUCCCUCGUUCUCCGUGCUCUGUCGACUUGAAUUGGUUGGUUGGCAAAUUGGUUUUAAAAGCAACGUUUAUAUAAAUAUAUAUAUUUUUUGUUUCUUCAUCUUUUAUUCGUUUUACUCGUCUUUUAUCAUCAUGUCUGCAUCCUCAAGGCUGGCCCAUGAACAGACAAUUUACUCAACAGUACCCACAUCUAUAUAUAUAUAUCGCCCAUAGCUGUGCUGUAUGCCCGUGUGUACCUUUUUAUCAUUUUUUUUUAUUAUUAUCAUUUUUUUUUGUGUAGCUUCGGAGCUUUGCUUCUUCGAUUCGUGAAAAAAGUUCGGACGCUCAAUGAUAAGCGAAAGUGCGCUUAAAUCUACGCCAGCUGACUGCAUUUUCUCCACCGCAGCCUGCAGAGAAUACGAGUCUGGAGAAACCGAAACCAAAAACCGAGCAGUAGGGCUACGAAGUGUGCGUACGAAGUGUACUUACGAAGUUUUUCGUACGAAGUGCGUGCACACGAGAGCGCGUACGGAAUGGAAUACGAAUAGGAAGUGGAAGCUCGAGAUGUUUGAGAUGAAGCCCUGGCUUUGGCAAGGCAAUCACCCUGCUUGGCUGUGCCAGCGUAUAUCUUAACUUUUACGAAAAAAAAAAAGUGUUUUUUUGUUGUAAAACCUUGUCUAAUCAAGUGCCUUCAGUUUUAUAAUCUACGUUGUUCUUUUAGUCGAGUGAGAAAAAAAAACACUACUUUUGUGUCUACGAUGUUUUUUUUUUUGUUCGUUUAUUUCCAAUUUGUCUUGUGUCAUAAGGCAGUAAAUAAGUACACUAUUUUUCAUUAUUUUAGAACAAAAAAAACACAUUUAUCGCACUCUUUGUUGCUUGUAUAUUGUUUUUUUUUUUUGUUUUUUUUGUAAUUUUACGAUGUUUGUUAAUCAAACAAAAAAAAACAAAAUCUUUUAAAGGUUAUAUCUUUUUAAGCAAGUGUAUUAUGUCGGGGGGGGGGAAAUAGGAUAGUUCUUCUUUUCUUGUUUUUUUGUUUUAAAGCCUCUGUUGUUUUAUGAUGACAGUCUUAUUUAAGCCUGGCCUGAUUUCACUCCUUUUCCUUUGUUUGCUUGGUUAUUUGUGUCCUAAAUAGAUCAAAUAAGCGUAUUCUCUUUUUUUUUUUUUUAUAUUAUUUUAUCUCACUAAAGCUCUAUUCGGACAGGAUUGGUUUUAUAUAGGGAAGUGAGAUAAUGUAAUUUUUUUACUACGAGGCGUUUUACAGGGGAUAAGUAAUGUAAGUCAGUGUAAAUGACUGGGAUGGGAGUAGCUACUUGAUUUAUACACUGCCCUCGGCUCUUAUUAACCCUUUUAUAGUAAUAAUGGCAUUUUUGUUCGAAAUUUAGUGGCUAGAUGUUCGAAAGACAUGCAUAUGUAAAUUGUAGGCUACGCUACACGAUGACUUUUAUUAUCUAAAGCUGCAGAAGCCCUGCCCCUUUGAGGAGACCUUCAAGCUUGUGUUCUCCAUUUUCGUAGACUCAAACAACAACAACUACUAAAGUAAAUGUCUCUUCAAAUGCCUACAUACUUGAGAAAAGCUGCUAAAACACCUUUUCCACUGUAUUUUGUGGACUAUUUAGCCACGAUUUAUUCAAAAAUAGUAUAAGCUGAGGUUAUUUUUUACAUGAAAUCAGUAAAAAUGACGUACAUAAUGAGACAGUGCAACUCAGAAGCAGUAAAAGUUACUUUACUCUAUUAUUUUAUCUCCCGAUGUAAAACUAAUCCAGUUCCAAUAGAGGUGAAAUACCUGAUCUCUGUUGAUUCUAACAUGAUUUGCCUUUUUCAGCACAUUUCUAUUGUAAUGUCUAUUGUAAUUAUAAUAGCAUUGAUAUAAAUAUCAUGAAUAUCAUUGAAUAGAUGAAGCUGAUCAUGGUUAUAUUAAGCAGUAAUCAGUGGAGGUUGACUAGGUAGUUUUUAUAUACUAAUAUCUAGUUUUAUUUUGCUUUGUUUCUUCAUAUCGUUAUUAAUAUCUUUUAUUUUUUAUUGUUUUCUACGUAUGUAGUGACCACAUCUUCCUAAUUCCCAGCUAAAAGCAAAACGAACAAGAAAUCCAUGAGCUCUGAUCAACUACUUUCUGACUAGAUAAAAAGCGUGAACCAGACGACGAGCGCCUAACCCUGUUACGGGGUGGUAAAAGUGUAAAAGUGAAGUUGUGCCAGUUAGAAGCUACAGUGGUAAAAGCAAAGAGGGAGAAAAGUUUGGGUUUAAGCUGCCUCGUUUGACAGAUUGGUACAGUACCGCCUCAUUUUAUGGAUCAGUACAGUGCCGCCUCAUUUUAUGAAUUGGUACAGUGCCGACUCGUUUUAUGGAUCAGUACAGUGCCGCCUCGUUUUACAGAAUAGUACAGUGCUGCAUCGUUUUAUGAAUUGCUACAGUGCCGACUUGUUUUACGGAUUGGUACAGUACUGCCUCGUUUUACGGAUUGGUACAGUACUGCCUCGUUUUACAGAUUGGUACAGUACCGUCUCAUUUUACGGAUUGGUACAGUACCACCUCGUUUUCCGGGAUUGUACAGUACUGCCUCAUUUUAUGAAGAGGUACAGUACCGCCUCGUUUUAGGGAUUGGUACAGUACUGGCUUGUUUUACAGAUUGGUACAAUGCCGACUCAUUUUAAGGAUUGGUACAGUACUGCUUCAUUUUACGGAUUUGUACAGUACUGCCUCGUUUUACGGAUUGGUACAGUACUGCUUCAUUUUACGGAUUGGUACAGUACUGCUUCAUUUUACGGAUUUGUACAGUACUGCCUCGUUUUACGGAUUGGUACAGUGCCGCCUCGUUUUACGGGAUUGUACUGUACUGACUCGUUUAACGGAUCGUAUAUUACCUCCUCGUUUUACGGGUCAGUGUAGUACCGCCUCGUUUUACGGAUUGGUACAGUGCCUACUCGUUUAACGAAUUGGUACAGUGCUGCCUCGUUUUACGGAUUUGUACAGUACAGCUUCGUUUUACGGACUGGUACAGUACUGCUUCGUUUUACAGGGUGGUACAGUGCUGCCUCGUUUUACGGAUUUGUACAGUACUGCUUCGUUUUACAGGGUGGUACAGUGCUGCCUCGUUUUACGGGAUUGUACUGUACUGACUCGUUUAACGGAUCGGUAUAGUACAGCCUCGUUUAAUGGAUUAGUACUGUAACGCCUCGUUUUCACGGAUUAGUACAGUACCGCAUCCUGUUACAUGUUGGACUAAAGUGAAGUUUUAUCAGUAAAGAGCUUUUAAAAGUGCUGAGGAAGGAAAGUUACGAGGUGUUAGAGCUAAAAGAGUUAAAAGUGUUUAAAACAAGUAAAGUUUGUGUUCUGCUGUAAAAUCGAAGGUUCUGCUAAGUUUCAGCUGGAUAAAUGAGCAUGUCCGGAGAGUUAGCGGUGUAGCGUUAGCGGUUAGCUGGUACCUGGUGUGGUGUAAUUAUGAACUGAUUAUGAGCGAUAGAUGCUGUAGAACGUAAUGGAAACAAUCAACCUUUUUAUUUUCAGUGAUUUCUGUCAUUAUUAUUUUUAUUUUUAUUUCUUUCCUUGUGGCUUCCAAAGAGUGUUUUGUGAUUCUUUCAUUUUUUCCCCUUUCGUUUCUUUUUUUUUUUCCUUCUUCUUUUUUUCUUUAAAGCAUAAAAUACAAAAAAAAUCUGUAAUUUAUCGUCUUUUUUUCUUUCUUUUGUGUUUUUUUUUCUUUUUAGUUAAAAGUAUGACAUAAGCUAAAAGUAAGAAGAAUCCUAUGAUUAAGGUCCAGCUUAUGAUUGGUUGGAGUUCGUCACGAUGUCCCGCGGCACCAGUUCAGUAUCGACCACAACGUGUUGAGGUGUUAUCAUGUUGUUUUUUCUAGAAUGGCUUUUUUUUUUUUUUUGCAGAGCGAGAGAACACUACAGGGAGGUGAAUGAAUAAGUGUAUAAGUGACGUUUAUGAUGAUGCGGAUGCUUUAUAUUCAGUAAAAAAUACAAUAUAUUGUAUUUUCAGAUGUUUACAAGGUUAUCGUACCCCUCCCCCCACAAACACACACACUACACAACGUUAUCUCAAUGUUAACAUGUUUAAUAUGUGAUUUUAUAUGUGUUUUAUGAAGCUGCAGUGUCUCCACUCCACUCCUGUGAACAGCGAACAAAUCAAAGGUGAUCAAACUGGCAGAGCUUGAGAAAAGAACCGGAUUGGUGUAUUUUAGACUAGUAUCUGUUUUAAUUCAGUUUUUAUACAGACGUAUAGUAUUGACGGCAGACACAGUGUUGCAGAAAAAGCAAAGUAAAGCAUUGAAAUGAAAGGAAAGCAUUUUAUAUGGAAUCGUAUCGUUGGUACAGUGCUGGUAUUGCACGUUGCAUAAAAUGUGUAUGUCACAUAAAGAUGAUUUUAUUCGUAGUUAGUGUGCGACUCUUCGAAUAUAUAAUAACUGUACUGUUUUUAUUUUUUUUUAGUAGUGCUAGUACUAAUCACUCAAGUUAAAGGAUUGGUAUUUAGAUAUGGCUAAAUGCACACAGAAUGAAUUUAUACACAUUUAUUAUGAUCUGUUCUUUAUGUUUUAUUUUUUGUUUUAAUAGAUGUAUGUGCAUGUAUCUUAGAACCUUACGUUCUGUUACAGUCUUUCUCGUUGCAUAAUACUUUAAAACAAAUGGGCCUGUAAUAAAGUAUAUACUUUGUUGUA
Astyanax mexicanus (Mexican tetra) is the source of this 6732-nucleotide messenger RNA. It is a transcript of the gene yap1, whose product is annotated as Yes1 associated transcriptional regulator. Gene Ontology annotation, cellular component: nucleus; cytoplasm. Gene Ontology annotation, biological process: hippo signaling; positive regulation of transcription by RNA polymerase II. The transcript has 8 exons. Gene Ontology annotation, molecular function: protein binding; transcription corepressor activity; transcription coactivator activity. NCBI's taxonomy places the organism in Eukaryota, Metazoa, Chordata, Actinopteri, Characiformes, Acestrorhamphidae. Bases 525 to 1856 code for a protein of 443 amino acids. The record is from RefSeq and is a predicted model, not a curated record.